Urocitellus parryii (Arctic ground squirrel) is the source of this 2029-nucleotide messenger RNA. Lineage: Eukaryota; Metazoa; Chordata; Mammalia; Rodentia; Sciuridae. The record is from RefSeq and is a predicted model, not a curated record.
UGAACCUGGAGGGAGGGAGAACAGGAAGGCAGUGGAAGAGGAAGACAGAGGGCUCGGGCCAGAGGAGGGAAGGGGUGACAAGAAGCAGAUUGGUGGGACAGAGACGCUCCGGAGAGAGAGAAAGGGAGCCGGACAGAGAUGAAGUUACACGGGUCCUUGGCCUGCCUCCUGCUGGCCCUGUGCCUGGGCAGUGGGGCUGCUGGCCCACUGCAGGGUGGAGGGGAGAGCGCGGGGCAAGGGCUGGGAGACGCUAUUAGCAAUGGAGUUGGGGAGGCCAUUGGCCAAGGAGCUAAGGAGGCAGCCAGCUCUGGAAUCCAGGAUGCCAUUGGCCAAGGGGGUGGAGAAGUUGCCUCUAGAACCAGGGAGCUGGGGGACACUGUCAGCCACAGGCUUGGGGAAGCCGCCCGGACCCUGGAGAACACUGGGAACGAGGCCGGCAGACAGGUGGAGAACGCCAUUCACCAUGGAGUGGAUGCGGCCCCCGGCUCUGAGGCUUGGGGAAYAUCUGGAGGCCAUGGCAUGUUAGGCCAUAAUCAGGGCAAUUUUGGAGGCCCAGGGUCUCCCUGGGGCCAGGGACACCCYGGAGGCUCAGAAGGCAGCUUCGGAACCAACUCUCUGGGAGGGUCCUCAGGCCAGGGAGGCAGUGGAGGGUCACAAAGCUUUGGGAUCGAUGCUCAGGGAGCAGUGGCCCAGCCUGGCUAUGGUUCAGUGAGAGGCAGCAGCCAAAAUUCAGGGUGCACCAACCCCCCACCCUCCGGCUCCGGUGGAAGCUCUAGCAACUCUGGGGGAAGCAGCAGCUCACAGUCAGGCGGUGGCGGCAGCAGCCACAGUGGCGGCAGCAGUGGUGGCAGCAGCCAUGGUGGCAGCAGUGGUGGCAGCAGCCACGGUGGCAGCAGCAGUGGUGGCAGCAGCCAUGGUGGCAGCAGUCACAGUGGCGGCAGCACUGGUGGCAGUAGUCACAGUGGCAGCAGCAGUGGUGGCAGCAGUCACAGUGGCAGCAGCAGUGGCAACAGUGGCAGUGGCAGCAGCUCUGGGUCCAGCCGGGAACGACAGCCAGAAAACUCCAGGGAACUGGAUCAAAGCUUUUCAGUGUCCAAGGGAUCCGACUCYGGCCCUUCCUCAGGCAGCAGCAGUGGUGGCAGUGGUGGAUACAAGCCCGAGUGUGACAACCCAGGGAAUGAAGCCCGACAGGCCGGAGGAUCCGGGAGUCAGGAAAGCAGAGAGAGCAGUCACCUCCUUGGGGAGUCAAAUCAUCAGGGGCAAGGGUCCAGUGGGGACAGUGGAAGAGGUGAUGCUGUCAGUGGUCUCAAUACCGUGAACUCUCAGACAUCUCCUGGGCUCUUCAAUUUCGACACUUUCUGGAAGAAUUUUAAAUCCAAAAUGGGUUUCAUUAACUGGGAUGCCAUAGAAAAGGGCCGAGUCCCGUCCCCCAGCACCCGAGCCCUCCUCUACUUCCGCCGCCUCUGGGAGAAUUUCAAACAGAGAACUCCUUUCUUCAACUGGAAAGAAAUUACCGAGGAUGCAGACGUGUAUACAUUACAGAAGAGGGCUGGCGGUGCUGAUCAGUUUCCUCAGCCUGGCUCAGGAAGGCAAGAGGUGCCAGCCGUAACUUCCAAGAACUACAAUUACAACCAGCAAGCAUAUCCCACGGCCUACUACGGGCAGGUCAAGACCCCUGCUAAGGGAGGAGCCACGAUUUAUUCUUCGGCUUCCCGGGUGCGCCCUGGCCUGCUGCAGUGGGUGAAGUUUUGGUAGAAAACCACUUUGAGUCACGACUGAGACCUAUACACACCUGUCGGCAAGGAGUCUGACUGAGCUGCUCUCCAGCUGUCCCAGCCUGAGCCGCCCUGGCCUGGGUGCUGACCCCCGUCUUCUGGGCCGGACCUGGCUCACCUGUUCCUUGUUUCUUCCCACUCCACCAUGGUGUCUCCGUCACCACCAGCCUCAUGGGAGAAACCAGAUGCUUUCUUCAUUUGCUCCAUUUGUGACAUGAAAUCACCGUGACAAUUUUGCAGGGGGAAUUUUCUAC